GACACUCCCCCUCCUUCACUUCGGCGACAGAGCGGCUCCUUGAACAUCAACUGCAAGAUGAAAAACGCUGUAUUUUAUCUCCUGGUGGUGGGCGUGGCAUCGGCCCAGAUCCUCGUCUCUCCCGAGUCUCGCCAGUGCAGAGAUCUGGCUGCCAUGGACGAGGCCAUACCAAGCGGCAACCUGAUGGAGUAUACUGAGGGAGAAGUGAUGGAAGUGAAGGCCCAGAUCCCAAUGGCGGGGAGCGGCGUCUUCGAGUUCUACCUUUGCCCCGAAACUGACGAAGGCGAUGAAGAAUGUCUUGUGAAAAUGCCCCUGAACAUCGCAGGAGGAAUGGGCAAGAAAUUCGACUUGGCCAAGAUACCCGCAUCGGAUGAAUACACUAUUCCUUUGGAAAUACCGAAGGAUGUAACUUGUGAGAGAUGCACGCUGUUGUGGAUGCUGAUUCAGAACUUCUGCCCUGAAGAUACGACUGAGCCCUGUGUAUCGACGACUGCGACUAUGUGUGCUGACGUUACUAUUGUGGAGAAAAAGAAGCAACAGAAGCGUGAUUUUGGCAAUUUUUUCAAAGGAGUUUUCCAUCACGCUAUCAACGGAGCCGCCAAGGGAAUCGCCGGAUGUGGAAAGUAAAAAAAAAGAGCAAAGAAAAACAAAAAAACAGAAAAAAAGUGUAACUUGAUUUUUUCCUGUUUUUUUUCUUUAUUUUCUUAGGCGGGGGAGGAGGGAAUCUCUUUGGAAAAAAAAUCUCUUUUUCCUUCGAAAAUAAGUGUUGUUUUUCACUAUUUUCCUUCUUUUUCGUCACUUCUUUAUUUACAUUCAUCUUCUCUUCCUCCUUUCUCUACUAUCAUCUUUUCCUCUUUUUCUUUUUGUUUCGAUUUUGUAUUGCCUUUAGGGUAAACUAUCUUAAAAGUCAUAAAUCUAUUAUUUUUUUCAUUGCAAGGAGUAACAAAAAAAAUGUUAUGUAAUGAAUAUGUUAAAUGUGAAAAAAAAUACAAUAGAGAUAAUAAAGUUUAUUGAAUGAA
Messenger RNA from Penaeus indicus, 1019 nucleotides. RefSeq lists its product as uncharacterized. The coding region runs from base 58 to 627 and encodes 189 amino acids. The transcript is spliced from 7 exons. The record is from RefSeq and is a predicted model, not a curated record. Lineage: Eukaryota; Metazoa; Arthropoda; Malacostraca; Decapoda; Penaeidae.